Messenger RNA from Bursaphelenchus xylophilus (pine wood nematode), 3325 nucleotides. The record is from the annotation of a GenBank genome assembly. Lineage: Eukaryota; Metazoa; Nematoda; Chromadorea; Rhabditida; Aphelenchoididae.
AUGCAUAACACACUGUAUUUUACCGCAGUGACAAAUUUCAGAUCGGGCCGGGCCAUUCUGACGGCCGAUCCGCGCUGCCCUUUAAUUCCGAUCGACAUUACUGACCACUACUACAAUAUCGAGCCCUCCUCAACCGCUGAAGCUGCGGAACGCCUCGAAAAGCUCGGCAAAUUAGUUAAGAAGCCGAAUUGCCAACAAGCCCAGGCAUUGAAGACGGCCGGUGCUUUGGAAAGGUAUCAAAAAAUCCGACUUUUGUAUGGCUCCAACGUUCUGCAAAACGCUUCGGAUGUCGGGGUUACAGUAACUCCAACCGAGGCUGUAAGUUGAUUUAUUGCAAGUAGAAGACCUAUAUCAAGUGUUCUAAUAACCUAUUUUACAAAAUUUCAAUUUUUUCCCGACCGAGAUCGAACCCGCGACCUUUCGAUUGAUAGAUUUUCAAAUUACCAGUUGCGCCAUGGAGACACAUGACCCCAAUUUUACCGGAAAUCAAAAUUUUGUUGUAAAAGUAUUAGUAUUGGGAUAAUCCAGGCUUCAAAAUUGAAUUUUAGUCCUUCUAACAUCCUAGGGCGCACGUUGCCACUCAAAAAUUUUAAAAAAUCCCGCUAAAAGUAAUCGAUAUCCGUAUUUUAGGUGGUUUUCGGAGAUAACGUGGUAGUUGAGAUUGAGUUCAAAAAUAAUUCACCCAAAUAUCGAACAGUCAACGUAUCAGUCCGAGUGCAUUUGCGAAAUAAAGAUGGAAAAGUUGGAACUCAAGUCAAUGGCUACAAGGAGACGUAUGAGUUAUCUUCUGGGCAAAGUAAGUAUUCAAGCCGACUAAAUUUGCAUUUACCAGCCAUUCUCAGCACUUUGAGGUUGUUUUAAGCAAUGCCAAAGGCUAUGCCAAAAGCGCGGGAAAUUUGAAAUUCAAAAAUAAAAGUCUCCCUAUGGCAAUAUAAAUUGAAUUCCUGAUUUACAGGUGAAUCCCUACGUCUACUGACACCAGUAUCCGAAUAUAUUCGGGUCUCCGGCAACGAUAGCUACGAUUUUGUAGCCGUGAUUUCCGGCACAGUGCAAGAGACGGGCCAAAUUUUUUUCCACGAAGAGAACUUUCAUAUAAGCACGUCAAUCCUUGGCAUCGUCGCACCGGCCACAGCAGUGGUCGAUCAAGUCGUAAUAGCCCUCAUAGCCGUCACUAAUCCCCUACCAGAGCCACUCAAAUAUUGCAAACUUGAGCUGACAUCAGGUCAUAAAGCUGAUCAAGUAGUGCAUGUCGACCGAAUGCCGAGGUAAAUUCAGUGUCUGACAGAAAGAACAGACAAAAUACUAUGUAAAAAUUUCAGCUGUAGCUUUAUUGUUAUAUAUUUUCAUACCUAAAAUCGCGAUGUUAUCUAUGACUCAUCUUUUAACCCUAAAUUUUCAGUGAGAUCGCUCCAGGGCAACGGAUCAAACUCCCAAUUAGAAUUCGACUUCCUUCACUUGAUCUACGUGUACUUGUGGCCAAAUUGCACUGCGAGCCGCUCGGAAAAGUGACAGCUACACACAUUUUGGAAGUAAAAGAAGAAUAAGAUGUUCAUGUAUAAUAUAAUUUCGAAAAAAGCGUUAAUUUUGAAGUAAACUACUCGUAAUCAUAUGUGUUUUACAAUUUACUGCCCACAGUAAGCGAGAAAAUUACCUAACGGUUGAGGAAAUACGUCAUUAUGACGUAUUUUUUGGAAUAAUUCCCGAAAAUUUCGCGAAUUUCGUGCUUUUAGGCGAAAGUUGACAAAACAAAUAAGUUUCUUCGGGAAAAUGUUUCGACAUUGUUGCGUAUGCCUUGUAAAAGGUGGUGUGUUAGUCGACCGGUCAAUUUUCAGGCUUGAAAUUUUAAUUUCCACCUUUUUAUUAUACUUGGUCUAAUUCAGGUCGGGAUGGACAAUUUGAUGGUGACGGUGUGCGAGAAUAUCGACAAUCAACGGCUGGGAAUCUAUGCCGGAGCACGAUUUGACUCGUAGGUUGUUUAUUGGUUUUGUUUUUUGAUUUUUAGGAGGUAAAUUUAUCUUGGACUGGGUGAAUUGAUUGAGCAUUGAUUUCUUUGUGUUUUUCGCCGAAAAUAUUGGGGAUUCUUGGUGUUAUUAGAUGUGAUAGGGGGUUUCAGUAUUUGCGGGUCAAAGUGACAUUUUUUUACAUAAUAAUAUCUGCGAGGGGGGUGAAUUUUUGAAGUCAGAGAGCUAUUUUGUUGCCUAAAUCAAUGUAUUUGUUAUAACUUGGCUAUAAAUGCCCGAAACAGCGGCAAAUUUUUUGAAUUCCACACUUCUGACCUAUUCUUUCCAGAUUCGAAGCUUUCCGCUCCACACUUGUCGAAUGGAUGGCCAUUACCCAUCAACGAAUGGCCAUCAACAGCUCCCGCCAAAUGGGUGUAAAAUACGGCGCUGAAGCUCGAGAGCGCUUCAAAUUCCGGAGUAUUUACUUCCGCUGUUUCCGACAUGGCCCUGGCCGUCGAACCGAACGCAAACAGCCGAAUCGAGAGAAGAAUGCGCGAGAUUGCGGGGCUUAUCUUAGAGUAGUCUUCGACCCGUCCGCGGACGAAAUGGUGAUCAGUACAUGCCAUUUGAAGCAUCGAUUCCACACUCCCUGCAGAGAGGAUACGGUGAAGAUGGUUGGGCGUCGAAGCCAAUGGUUCGAAUGGGGUAAGAAUUUAAUUUUUUUGUUUGGUUUUUAGAUCUGGUAAUGGUGAACAUAAAAUAAUGCCUAUUUUGACGUUUCAGUGGAAGAGCUGGCUCCGUCACGCGGCCAAAUGAUCUCUCGCUACAUUUUCAGCGAUGAAUUGUAUACACCGGACAAUGUUUUCGAGUCCCUCCAGCAUCUUCACCAUAUCGGAAAUGUGAUGAAUACCAUGCCGAUGAUCCGAAAACACCCAGCUGUCAAGUUGAUCAGGCGCAACCAAAAACCGAGAGCCACAAUCGAGCGGGAGAGAGAGAUUUUGGAGCGGUGUCUGCCGAAAAAUACGGCCAAUAUUCCAAUCAAGGACCUUCAACUCUUCACCAGUGCGGUUCAAAUGAUGAAAUUCCCCGCAGAACCGGAGAAGAUGGAUAUCAGUGAGAGUGAAGAGGAAGAAGUCGUCGACGAGGAGGAUUUGCAAGUAGCUAGAUACAUCGAGAUUUCCGAUAGUCCCGCCAAGUACGAGAAAUUUGCUCGGCGACCAGCCCAGGAGAAGGUCAACAACACCAUGAAGAAGACCAAGGCCCCUAUGGACAUAGUCAAAUUCCCUACGGAGAAGCGGAAUCUCACAUUGGAAAGCGAACAGAAGCUGAAAAAGUUGUUGGAUGACCUGGGAAAAGCUGAACCGCUAAUUGAUGUCCUUGGUUAA